This is a messenger RNA of Synchytrium microbalum, 645 nucleotides long. RefSeq lists its product as uncharacterized. The coding region runs from base 1 to 645 and encodes 214 amino acids. Gene Ontology annotation, molecular function: hydrolase activity. The record is from RefSeq and is a predicted model, not a curated record. NCBI's taxonomy places the organism in Eukaryota, Fungi, Chytridiomycota, Chytridiomycetes, Synchytriales, Synchytriaceae. The transcript is spliced from 5 exons.
AUGAACUUUGGCUCAAAAGAUCUUGAUCGGCCGAAUUAUCUGAUUCAUGAACUGAAGUUUCCUCGUUCCAAAAUCGUUCUUGCAGGCGAUUCUGCUGGUGGUGGACUAACACUAGGCGCCGGGUUGUUUCUUCGUGAUCAAGGCAUCCCACUUCCUUCAGACGAUGAAUUGGCGGCAGACAUUCUUCCUCAAGGUCCAGCACUCAACAUGGCUGGACAACAGUAUGCUGCUCAACCUUCUCAUAUGCAGCUACCAUAUGUAUCUCCUCUGUACGAUACCCCAUCCAAGACCUCGCCUUUACCACCAUUGUUCAUCACCAUAGGAACAGUGGAUAGGUUUGUUGCAGAAGUACUCGCUACCUUUCUUAAACGUGCUGAUGCUGUAAGAGCAUGGAUGUUUUGUCUCAUGUUUGAUCUUGUUCUAACCAUGUUUCAAUCAAUGGUUGUUGAUAGUACAUCACUUGAUCUUGAAGUCGAGUUUGUUAAGAGGGUCACUGCUGGGAUUCCUAUUAAGACUGCUGUCUUCAUAUGGUCAGGCCAGAAGGCAAGACUAUCGAAGAGCUCACCAUACAAGACGUUCGAAGCCGAUUGGCUUCCUUCGUAUCUCGAGGACCAAAGGCUGUCAAUUACGAUCAAGACAUCUUGA